Molecule: messenger RNA, 3329 nt
Organism: Phycodurus eques (leafy seadragon)
Lineage: Eukaryota; Metazoa; Chordata; Actinopteri; Syngnathiformes; Syngnathidae
Gene: arf6a
Product: ADP-ribosylation factor 6a
Exons: 2
Coding region: 518-1045 (175 amino acids)
Biological process (GO): intracellular protein transport; vesicle-mediated transport
Cellular component (GO): cytoplasm
Molecular function (GO): GTP binding; GTPase activity
Source: RefSeq, a predicted model, not a curated record
CGCACCUUUUCCGGUAACACAACACAUCGGGGCCGAGGGAGGGAGCGAGCGAGCGACAGGGGCGAGGAGAAGAAGCCAGAGAAGCGGGGGGAGAAACGGCCUGGGGACCGCGGGGAGGACGUUUGCCGCAUAGGGAGGAAGCGAGAGAAGAAAGUCGGAUGAAUUAGUGGCAUUUUCGGCCCUUGUUCCUCUUCAUGUCCCGCUGUAGCAGGAAGAGGGGGUUUCUGAAGCCGUUAGUUGGGAAAUUACCAGCAGCAGCAGCAGCGGUGAAUUUCGUCAACAGACCACCGGGCAAGUGUGAGAAACCCGGGCUUUGGACUGGGCCUGCUUUCGUGGAAAUGUUGAUUGUUAAGGGCACAGGUUAGACUCAAGCAUCCCCACCCGACUCCCUCAAGGGCUUCACACACACACACACACACACGCACACACACACACACUCUCUCAGGUCACCCUCACUGUGGCGUUCUAGAAGCUUUUUUUAUUACCGUUCUAAAAGUAUUUAUGCACGUUAAACACGAUGGGGAAAAUGCUGUCAAAGAUCUUCGGCAACAAGGAGAUGAGAAUACUGAUGCUCGGACUUGACGCGGCGGGCAAGACCACCAUCCUGUACAAGCUGAAGCUGGGACAGUCGGUCACCACCAUCCCCACGGUGGGCUUCAACGUGGAGACGGUCACCUACAAGAACGUCAAGUUCAACGUUUGGGACGUGGGCGGCCAGGACAAGAUCCGUCCGCUUUGGCGACACUACUACACGGGCACGCAGGGCCUGAUCUUCGUGGUGGACUGCGCUGACCGGGACCGCAUCGACGAGGCCCGCCAGGAGCUCCACCGCAUCAUCAACGACCGGGAGAUGCGUGACGCCAUCAUCCUGAUCUUCGCCAACAAGCAGGACCUGCCCGACGCCAUGAAGCCCCACGAGAUCCAGGAGAAGCUGGGCCUGACGCGGAUCCGCGACCGCAACUGGUACGUGCAGCCCUCGUGCGCCACAGCCGGGGACGGACUCUACGAGGGCCUCACCUGGCUUACCUCAAAUUAUAAAUCCUAACCCUGCUCGGCGAUGACACUGCCUCUCUCGCAAUUAUAUGCUCGUUUUAACUCCCUUUUUUUUGGAUCGCUCACGAUUAGGGUGGGAAAUUUCCAGUAAAUUUCCACGGAAAGUUAGGCUGGGGAAUUUUGGAAAUGUAAUGAACCCUUGCAUAUUUGCAGAUUUUUUAUUUUUUUUUGGAGGGGGCUAGCCUCAUCACCUAUUCAUUGUUUUUGUGCUCAGGCCAAAGCCAUGUCUAAUACGUUUUGUUUUGGUGACAUCUGAUGGCAUCUUGUUGCCAAGCAACUAUGUUCAACUAAGGGGAGGAGCUUCUUUUAGUCGGGGCGUAGCCUUGUCUAAUAGGAAAAAAAAAGUGCUUUGCUACCAUCCUGUGGCAGCUCUAGGCAAUUGCAAAAGUUUUUGGGUGGGCGUCAAUUACUAUUCACACAUUUUGACUUCACGCGGCAGGACUCGGCCUCGACCCAACGCGAAUGGUGGGGGUUCACUGCGUUCCCGAUUGGAAACUUUCCAUGGGAGUUAAUGUCAAUUUACGGGAAUUGAGGGGGUCACAUUCGAGCAUAGAUAUUAACAUUUUGUUCGGUCAUAUGCGGCCAUCCAUGUCACAUAGCUGGUACCUCAAAUUUCGAGCUGAGACACAACGCAAGAAUAAAUCGGCCAAGAGAGAACUAGUUGAUAAACUGGUCAAUUGGGGCGCAACUGCAGUUAUAGUAAAUCUGGUUGUUUUGGUCGGGGUUACACUAUAUUUCCCCAACAAUAUUGAAGUUCCCUAUUAAGAGCCAGCCUCAACACAACACAGGAGGCAUAUUAGAAGGUAGAUCAAAUAUAGGACAGAAAAUUAAUUCUAAAUUAAUUAAGAAUUCAAAUGAUUUUGCAUGGAAAGUUUCCAACUCAACCCUACUCAAUAUAAUCCCAAAUGUAUUUGUCUUUUUACUUUGCUUUGCUCUUAUUUGCAAAUUCUCUGCUUCGGCGGCAUUUGGGAAUCUCGCCUCGAGUAUUCCGGCUACAUAUCCAAAGGUUGGGAGAGUCUUUUGAGGACAGGAACGUUUUGCCUUUUAUCAGCAACAUUUUCUAAGAAUGUCUCGCUUUUUUUUUUUUUCCCCCUGACCUUUUGGACUUUGGAUAUUCACACACUGUGAUAUGGAUCUUUUUUUUUUUUUUUUUUUUUUUGGCUCAUUGUCUCACACAGAUCUUCCAUGUUUGUAGUUUCAGCUGCCUUAACACACACACAAAAACGAGAAGUAUUUUUGUUUCAGGGGAGGGCAGUUCUUUACUGCCCUUGUUUGACUGACCUUUUCGGACCCUGCCAAGUGUUUAACCACCUCCAUCUUGGUGCUCAAACCACCCAUGUUCCUCUUCACCGUCAUCACGCGAUUGUGUUUUACGCUCUUCUUUUUUGCUAUGCUGAUUUGAAGUAAUAAAAAAAAAAAGAAAACAUGAUUAUAUCCACACCAGUGCAAAAGUGCCACCUUUUUCCACUGAGGAAGCGACAAAGCCGGCGGCCUCGCAACCUGUGAGUCACCGCCGCGCAUCACGCCGUGAAUAAAUGAUGACAAGUCAGCUUUAAAGCCAGUCGCUUCGGAAGAGGCCCACGCGUCGGAUGUGCGAAAGUGAGCUGAGAGGUCGUCGUUCCAAGGCGACAAAAGGUUGAACGACAAGCGUGCGUCCAACGAGGGUUGUCGAGACGGGCUAAUGUCAAAUGAAAGCAGUCACACGUGUGGCAUAAACAGGAAGUGACGCAUUUCUGCCCCCCAAAAAAUUAGUUUCAAAGUCAAUGUACACUCACAGCCAGUAACUUUAGGUUCACCCAUUCAUGCUAAAUUUAUCCCCAAAAUGAGUUUUUGCAACAAAAAAAACUUGAUUGACAGUCAGUAUGAAUUGAAUAAUAUAUUCUCUCGUGGUUGGUUGUAAUGUUCAGUGGUGUACAACUGAGCUGGUUCUAAUCUAUUGUAAGUAAAUAUUGUUAAAAUGUAAACUCAAAAAAACGAUUUCAAAAUUGUAUACAUUUUUCAUGAACAAAAAAAACAAUUUUUAAUUUUAAAAAACUUUUACAGGUAUUUAAAAGAAUAAUAUAAAGUAUUAAUAUACAAUAAUUAUGAGAAAUUGAAAAUUAUUUUAUAUUACUAUAAUUAUUACAGUUUAUUUUUAGGUAUGUUUUGGAGUUUGUCGGCUUCAUAAAAAAAUAGAAACCAUGAAAUCUUCAUAUUUUGUAUCUAAAAGUUUUAAAAUGUUUUUAAAUUCUAUUAAAAAUACUGGAUUUGGAAAAUAUUAAUCAAUACACAAUACA